Saccostrea cuccullata (small rock oyster) is the source of this 2706-nucleotide messenger RNA. RefSeq names its product zygotic DNA replication licensing factor mcm6-like. Gene Ontology annotation, biological process: mitotic DNA replication; DNA replication initiation; double-strand break repair via break-induced replication. The transcript is spliced from 17 exons. Gene Ontology annotation, cellular component: MCM complex; nucleus. Gene Ontology annotation, molecular function: ATP binding; single-stranded 3'-5' DNA helicase activity; single-stranded DNA binding. The record is from RefSeq and is a predicted model, not a curated record. Bases 70 to 2502 code for a protein of 810 amino acids. Lineage: Eukaryota; Metazoa; Mollusca; Bivalvia; Ostreida; Ostreidae.
CGGGAAAGGCUUUGUCAGGGUUGUAAACACGUUACAGUAUUUUGGGCUUUCUUCCAUCAGGGUAAAGAAAUGGAUGUUGCUGAACAGACCAUUGUUACAAAGCAAGUGAAAGAUCAAGUUGGUGAAAGAUGUCAGAAGUUAUUUCAGGAUUUCUUAGAAGAGUUUAGAGUGGAUGGGGAGCAGAAGUACACAGUUGGAAUCAAUGACCUGGGACGCCCUGAGAGAAACACAUUGACUGUCAGUUUGGAGGAUGUUGACAAGUUCAAUCAGAAUCUAGCCACCACCAUCCUUGAGGAGUAUUACAGAGUUUACCCAUAUUUAUGUAGAGCAGUGAAAAAUUUUGUGAAGGACUAUGCUCAGACACCUCAAGGAAAGGAAUAUUAUGUCAGUUUCACAGAUGUUCCCACCAGACUGAAGGUGAGAGAGAUGACAACAGCCAAAAUUGGAACUCUCUUACGAAUCUCUGGCCAAGUGGUGAGGACCCACCCUGUUCAUCCGGAGCUGGUCCUAGGAACGUUCAUGUGUCUGGACUGCAGAACAGUUAUUCCAGACGUAGAGCAGCAGUUCAAAUUUACACAGCCCAGCAUUUGCAGAAACCCUGUAUGUAACAAUAGAUCCCGUUUCAUGUUGGAUGUCAACAAGUCCAGAUUUGUGGACUUCCAGAAAGUCCGGAUACAAGAAACACAAGCUGAACUUCCCAGAGGAAGCAUUCCUAGAAGUGUGGAGGUGAUCCUGAGAGCAGAGGCAGUGGAGACUGCUCAGGCCGGAGACAAGUGUGACUUCACAGGAACUCUCAUUGUUGUCCCUGAUGUCGCUACCAUGUCAUUACCAGGUGCUAGAGCUGAAACAGGUGCAAGAGUGAAGGGAGCUGAGGGGUAUGAAACAGAAGGGGUCCGUGGACUAAAAGCCCUGGGAGUCCGAGAUCUGACCUACAGGCUGGCCUUCCUGGCUUGCUCUGUGACCUCAAGUAACCCAAGGUUUGGAGGCCGAGAUUUGAGAGAUGAUGAGAUGACUGCUGAGACUUUGAAGAAACAGAUGACAGCUGACGAGUGGCAGAAGGUGUACGACAUGUCACAGGAUAAAAAUCUGUACCACAACCUCUGUACCAGUCUCUUCCCUACUAUUCAUGGCAAUGAAGAAGUUAAAAGGGGGAUUCUGCUUAUGCUGUUUGGAGGGGUUCCCAAGGUUACUCAAGAGAGAACCAAUCUCCGUGGUGACAUCAAUAUUUGCAUUGUGGGUGAUCCUAGCACAGCCAAGAGCCAGUUCCUUAAACAGGUUGAGGAGUUCAGUCCACGGGCUGUUUACACCAGUGGAAAGGCUAGCUCUGCAGCUGGUCUGACAGCGGCCGUGGUGAAGGAUGAGGAAUCCUACGAGUUUGUUAUCGAGGCGGGGGCUCUCAUGUUGGCGGAUAAUGGCGUGUGUUGUAUUGAUGAGUUUGACAAGAUGGAUCCCAAAGACCAGGUGGCCAUUCACGAAGCCAUGGAACAACAGACAAUCUCAAUUACCAAAGCUGGAGUCAAGGCUACUUUGAAUGCUAGGACAUCCAUCUUGGCAGCUGCCAAUCCAAUUGGAGGGAGAUAUGACAGAACAAAAUCCCUGAAGCAGAACAUCACCCUGACUGCCCCUAUCAUGUCCAGAUUUGACCUUUUCUUCAUUCUGGUGGAUGAAUGCAAUGAGGUGACAGACUAUGCCAUUGCCAGGAGAAUUGUUGACUUGCACAGCAGGAAUGAGGAGUCAGUGGACCGUGUCUACUCAGUGGAGGAUGUCACCAGAUAUCUUAUGUUUGCCAGGCAAUUCAAACCCAAGAUAAGUGCUGAUGCCCAGGAAUACAUGGUGGAGGAGUAUAAGAGACUGAGACAGAGAGAUGGAUCAGGAGCCCACAAGUCAGCCUGGAGGAUCACCGUCAGACAGCUGGAGAGCAUGAUCCGACUGUCCGAGGGCAUGGCCAGGCUCUACUGUGUGGACGAGGUACAACCCAAGCAUGUCAAAGAAGCUUUCCGUCUGCUCAAUAAAUCCAUCAUUCGUGUGGAACAGCCUGAUGUUCAUCUAGAAGAAGAGGAGGAGGAGGAAGACAAACAAGAAGAGAUGGAAGUGGAAGAGAAUGCUGAGGCCCCAGCAGAACCAGCGGGUCCUGAAGGUGAUGCUCCCAGUCACCAACAUAAGAAGGGCCUGAAGCUGUCCUACGAGGAGUACAAACAGAUGGCCAACCUAAUGGUGCUUUAUAUGAGGAAGCAAGAGGAAGAAGCUCUGGAAGAUGAAACUCCGGGCUUAAGAAGAAGUGAACUAAUUGCUUGGUACCUGAAGGAAAUUGAAAAUGAGAUAGACACAGAAGCUGAACUCAUUGAGAGAAAGACUGUAGUAGAGAAAGUCAUUGAGAGACUAGUACACCAUGACCAUGUCUUGAUAGAGUUAACACAAACAGGAAUGAAAGGACAGGAUAGCUUGACCAGGGAAGAUGAUCCCUACAUUGUAGUACAUCCAAAUUAUGUUCUUGAUGUGUGAAAAUGAAAAAGAGAUUCUCAUUUGUGUAUUAAGCAGCUUAUUUCGACCCAAUGUGUUCAUACCAUGUGUUCAUACCAUGAAUUGCCAUCUGAAGAAAAAAAAUAUCACAAAAAAUCGUGUGAAACUGGAAGGACCAAAAAUGAUAAUUUAUGCAAUAUAAUUGUCACUUCAGUUUUAUAUCAAGAGCAUCUUUAAUUUAUAUUU